This is a messenger RNA of Eriocheir sinensis (Chinese mitten crab), 852 nucleotides long. RefSeq names its product protein UXT-like (gene Uxt). Gene Ontology annotation, molecular function: transcription corepressor activity. The transcript has 5 exons. Bases 412 to 852 code for a protein of 146 amino acids. The record is from RefSeq and is a predicted model, not a curated record. NCBI's taxonomy places the organism in Eukaryota, Metazoa, Arthropoda, Malacostraca, Decapoda, Varunidae. Gene Ontology annotation, biological process: negative regulation of transcription by RNA polymerase II.
CUAAGAAACCAACUCCAAACUGAACUGUGACGUCACGAGGCUGUCAUCAGUGGUGCUAAUCUCGGAGGUGAUAACAACUUCAUCCAAGGAACCUCUGAAACGACACACAGGCGUGCACCACCCCUGUGUACACCUGCACACCGCAAUACCUGUAAGAAGUCCAGUGACAGCUCGGCGCCUCCAUGACCCCCCUGGAAAUGGCUGCCUGACAACCUGCUCAACACACAUGCACGGGCGGGCGGCGGCCAGCUCCCCCCAUGGCCUGUAGGACCUGCCACUCACUACCUCGGGUGGGAUCCUGGUCGCCUCAAGGUACCCGUGUGUGACCCUGUGUGCAUCUGACCACCCUCUCAAAAUCCGCCAAGCUCCACAAAGUCCUGCACUUUUAGAAAUCUUUGCUACUAUAGUAGAAUGGCUGGUCCAGAGAAGAUUGAGAAGUAUGAACAACUCUUGAACAAUGUCUUGAGAGAAAACUUAAGAAUCGUCUUAGAGGAGAGAGAUAAGUUGUAUGAGGACAUAGCAGCACACUCGCAGCUGAAGCAGACAAUUAACUGCAUCAUUGAGGCUCCGAACAGUGAGGGACUUCGCACCCAGGUGGAUCUGGGCUCAAACUUUUAUGUUCAGGCUCAUGUGCCAGAUCCUUCACGCAUCUAUGUGAACAUUGGUCUGGGUUUCCACCUAGAGCUUACCCUCCAGGAAGCUCUUUCAUUCAUUGACAAGAAGCUUGCCAUAUUGAAUGAAAAGGUGGCAGAGUCAACGAAAAAGUCGGCUAAAAUCAAGGGACAGAUUAGAUUUGUGUAUGAAGGAAUCAGGGAGCUGCAACAGUUGAAUGAGAGAACAGCUGCUCCAUAA